AUGAGCGAUAAUGAUGAUUAUGAAUCUGAUAUGGUGGAUAGAAUUAUCAAAUCGGAUACGAUUUUGAAUAAAAUCCGAACACUGCUACCUUCAAGCAUAUAUUCAAUAGAUUUUACCAAGAUCAUAUCCUUUGCAACUUCGAGCUCUAUUAAUUUGGUACUGCCAUUCAUCAAUGGUUUCAUGUUGGGUAUGGGUGAGUUAUUCGCACACGAAAUCAGUUGGAGAUACCAUUGGUUCAAUCACAACAAUGCUGGCUACAAGAUCUUUCCUGUUUCUAGGAAAUACGCAGGAAUAAAUGCCGGAAGAGAAGAGAAAUCAGCGACUCAAAACAAAGCUGCACAGUUUAUAUAA
Messenger RNA from Kazachstania africana CBS 2517, 351 nucleotides. It is a transcript of the gene MIM1, whose product is annotated as Mim1p. Gene Ontology annotation, biological process: mitochondrial outer membrane translocase complex assembly; protein insertion into mitochondrial outer membrane. NCBI's taxonomy places the organism in Eukaryota, Fungi, Ascomycota, Saccharomycetes, Saccharomycetales, Saccharomycetaceae. The record is from RefSeq and is a predicted model, not a curated record. The transcript has a single exon. Bases 1 to 351 code for a protein of 116 amino acids. Gene Ontology annotation, cellular component: mitochondrial outer membrane.